GGCGCUUCCUGGUGCUCCCCCCCGCCAAGCGCUGCACCCUGGAGCAAAUCAUGAAGGACAAAUGGAUCAACAUCGGCUACGAGGGGGACGAGCUGAAGCCCUACAAGGAGCCGGAGGAGGAUUUUGGAGACACCAAGCGCAUCGAGGUGAUGGUGGGGAUGGGCUACACCCGCGAGGAGAUCAAGGAAGCCCUCAACAGCCAAAAAUACAACGAGGUCACAGCCACCUACCUCUUGCUGGGCAGGAAGAAUGAGGUGAGUGCAGGCCCGAGUUGGGGGAGCCCGUGAGGGGUUUGGAU
Molecule: messenger RNA, 298 nt
Organism: Pelodiscus sinensis (Chinese soft-shelled turtle)
Lineage: Eukaryota; Metazoa; Chordata; Testudines; Trionychidae
Source: RefSeq, a predicted model, not a curated record